AUUCAUCCAUGUGAACGAUUUUGAUAUAUAAGAUUUAUGAGAUAUUACGCAUGACCAUGCGUUGCUAUUUUUCGAUCGUGUUUCUGCUAUAUUUCGUUGCAUUCUGUACGGAUGUCGAUGCAUGGAACGCUCUAAGAAGAUUUACGAAUCUCUGGCGAACGAAUAACGUUCACGCGAACGAGUCGUUACCGCGGGAACCGCCAAAGAGUAAAUUACAAUCAAUUAAUGCUCGAAAUGGUACUCUGACUUACCCUAACAGAGAAAAGCGACUUUUUCCUUUGUUCACCGUGGUGAGGUUUGAUAACAAUAUUUGCAUCGGAUUAACCGGCGAGAAUGGUACCUGUUUGACGACCUCGGAGUGCUCGCAACGCAAGGGCACGUCUAAUGGAAUUUGUGCAAAUGGUUAUGGAGUUUGUUGUAUUGUAACUAUGUCUUGCGGCGAAACGACUUCCAAUAACAAUACUUAUUUUGUUAAUCCGAAUUAUCCAUCAGUAUUCGAUGGCACGGAAUCUUGCCAACUAACGCUACUUAAAUCACAUCCAGAUGUGUGCCAAUUUAGGCUGGAUUUCUUGGAAUUUAAUAUAAGAGGACCGGAAACGACUAAUAAUCAGUGUAUCUAUGAUCAAUUUAUUGUUUCUGGAGGGAAUCCGGUGCCCACUAUAUGCGGAAGUAAUACUGGGAAUCAUGUUUAUGUGGACGCCGGUGUCGGGCAAACGAAUCCUGUUACGUUAACGUUUGUUACGAGCGGAAGUUCCUUCCCUCGAUUAUGGAAAGUAAGAGUUUCUCAGAUCCGUUGCAAUACUUUAUACAGAGCCGAGGAAGGCUGUUUGCAAUAUUUCACGGGUAUCUCCGGACAAAUAAAAUCGUUCAAUUAUGGUAUUGACACCGGAUUGCAAUUGUCCAAUCAGGAUUACAGUAUAUGCAUCAGGAUGGAAAGGAACUUUUGUGGCAUUCAAUACACUGCAUGUUCAGUUGAUGGUCAAGUAGCUUCAACAACCAGCGCAACUUCAGCAGCCCAAAUGGCACGUAAUAAUGCGUUUACGUUGACGGGGAACACCCAAGGAACCCAAAUUGCGUCGAUGACAGGAGCUGCCUGCCAAACUGAUUGGUUAACGAUUCCUUGUGCAUCGAAUUUGGGCAGAUUACCGACAGCCAUGAUGACGUGCGUUGAUCGAAUUUGUGGUGGCACAUUCAACGCAGAGAAUCAAAGUUUAAAUUCAUCUUCUGUCGUUAGUACAGUGAAGCCGUUCAGAUUAAUUUUUCACACAGACAGCAUCGAAGCGCCGAACGACGUCGGAAAUCGGGGAUUCUGUUUGAAUUACGUGCAGCAACCAUGUACGACGAAGUUAAGAUGA
Messenger RNA from Hylaeus volcanicus, 1355 nucleotides. RefSeq lists its product as uncharacterized. Lineage: Eukaryota; Metazoa; Arthropoda; Insecta; Hymenoptera; Colletidae. The record is from RefSeq and is a predicted model, not a curated record. The transcript is spliced from 7 exons. The coding region runs from base 51 to 1355 and encodes 434 amino acids.